Brassicogethes aeneus is the source of this 1440-nucleotide messenger RNA. The record is from the annotation of a GenBank genome assembly. NCBI's taxonomy places the organism in Eukaryota, Metazoa, Arthropoda, Insecta, Coleoptera, Nitidulidae.
UUGAUGUGUGCAGUGUAAUGUGAUAAAAAUGAUGGUCUGACUUCUUAUCGUUAUUUUAAAGUUAUAAGGGAAGAUAACAAUGUCAGUUAGUGACCCUUUAUUAAAAGACCUAAAAGGAUGUGUUUUGGAUUUAAUAAAAGACAAAUCUACCCAAGGCAAAAUAUCUGACGAAAACGAAAAUAUAUCAAAAUUGUAUGUAACCCUAGAAAAAAUCUUCAAUUUUGGUCUUAUAAAACAGCAAAACACCCUGUAUUUAAACAGGACAAUAGACCCCUACUGCUGGUUGAGCAGCUGCAUUAAAGAAAAAAGUGAUAUUAUAACGUACACCUAUAUAAAUUGUGUGGAAAGAGUGAAAGACAGAGGCGGACUAAGAAACAAUCUUGCCAAAUUAAGAUUUUUAAUAAAAGUUUGUCUUGUAAAAAAGUGCCUUCAUGUACCCUUGGAAUUUUUGCUUCGUACCAAUAAAAGUCAACUAUUCUACUUUGGAAACUCCAUUAUUGGGGAUGAAAUACUAUCGGAAAUAUUUUUUUCGGUUUUAUUACAAAUAGGGAAAAUUUAUUUCAAUCUGGAUUUGGAAAAUGUGUCAUUUCUGGACUUAACAUUGGAAGUGCCAAAAUUAUUGAGUUUGGAAUUAGUACCUUGCCGAACGCUCGGUCUAAGUGUGAGUUUUUGUUCUGAUAGAGCUGUUAUAGUGGAUAUCAACUCUUCCGGUGUUGCAGCUGAGACAGAACUAAUAAAAAUUGGCGACGUCCUGGAUAAAUUAAACGGAAAACACGUUACAGCAUCUUCAAAAGGAAAGCUCAAUUCCAUAUUGAGAACCACAAGGACUCAACCAGUGCAUUUGACAAUCAUCAAGGCAUAUCAUGAAGAGAAAAACGAGUUUUUUCAUCCUAUAAGACAAUUUUUAAAGGAGUUAAAAAUUGAUGAGGAGAGAGUCAGGCUUCAGUAUCGACCUAGCGCGAAAGAAGAGGAGAAUGAGGUUAAAAAAAGUUAUGGGUCUGAAGUAUUGUACCUAGGUUUCAUCCCUGUAGGUGAGGAUGGAAGUGUUAAGCAAAUGGACACUGCAAUAAAAGCUUUUCUAGCCAAUAAACCUCAUCAAGAAAACGAAGAAGCAAUAUUACCAACGCGACUAAACAAAAAGGUUUUGUUUGAAAUCGGAGAAAUCGGUGUCAGAUUAAGAGACAUGGAAGCACAAACACUUUUUAGACAACACACUUACAUGGCAAUAUCGGCCUGCGGAGUGGCAAACUCCUUAAAAAACAAUUUUGGAUACAUCACAAGUUCUAAAAAUGAAGUCUGUGAUCAAGCACGAAAUUUUGUGUGUCACGUUUUUUAUUCGGACAAUUUGGAGGAAAUAAACACCAUAUUACAGAGCAUAGGUCAAGGAUUUUAUAGAACUCAUUUUGCGGUAUAAAAGGACUUUUAUUUGUUGUAUUGGUG